Messenger RNA from Cucurbitaria berberidis CBS 394.84, 780 nucleotides. RefSeq lists its product as uncharacterized. NCBI's taxonomy places the organism in Eukaryota, Fungi, Ascomycota, Dothideomycetes, Pleosporales, Cucurbitariaceae. The coding region runs from base 1 to 780 and encodes 259 amino acids. The record is from RefSeq and is a predicted model, not a curated record. The transcript is spliced from 2 exons.
AUGACGCAAUUAGUCGCAAAGUACGCCAUGAAGAAGGUGUUGGGCAAGGAGAUGGAGAAAUACAAGAAGAAGGACGCCUCAGGGCCCUAUGACCCCUACUACGAAGAGAUCCCGCACCCUAGGAAGCCGGGCAAAACGAAGAAGGUCAAGAAGCAGAUUCCCGCAUACAUCCCAUCCCACGACGCCGAUGUCCUCGCCAAGGCCCGCAAGACGGCCUACAGGCUCGACUACGCUCUGUUCACCUUUGCUGGUAUCCGCUUCGGUUGGUCGUCAGUCAUCGGCCUUGUACCCGCCGUUGGUGAUGCCGCCGAUGCUCUUCUUGCGCUGAACCUGAUUUUGGGCAUGAGGAAGGUCGAAUGUGGUCUCCCCAAUGGCGUUCUCGUGAUGAUGCUUGUCAACCUCGCCAUUGACUUCAUUGUCGGCCUCGUACCCUUCAUUGGUGAUAUCGCAGACGCAGCCGUCAAGUGCAACGGCAAGAAUGUCCGACUUCUCGAGGAACAUCUCGACAAGGUAUACAAGCCGGACGAGCUCCGCGCCAAGGAUGCCCAACUGCCAAGGGAGCGAAGACCGCGCCCUGCUUCCGUCUACGUCGACUUUGAUGAUGAGGAGGAGCGACGCAAUGACUUUGACGACCGCCACGACAACGUUCGCCAGCCGCAACGCGCUUAUGACGGUCGACGGGUCCCGGAUGAGGAGAUGGGUGUUCCACGACAGGACACUCAGCGCCAGUACAAGGACGAGAGGCCAAGUCGGAACGGAACGAAGAGCAGCAGGCGCUGA